Molecule: messenger RNA, 625 nt
Organism: Hibiscus syriacus
Lineage: Eukaryota; Viridiplantae; Streptophyta; Magnoliopsida; Malvales; Malvaceae
Product: protein LITTLE ZIPPER 4-like
Exons: 2
Coding region: 159-530 (123 amino acids)
Source: RefSeq, a predicted model, not a curated record
UCUCUCUUUCUUUCCUUUUUCAUUUUUGUUUUCAGAUCCAAACACAAUUUCCCACCUAUAUAACACUUGUGUUUUCACCCCAGUUGAUGCACACAACAAUCAUCUCUUCCAAUUCCCAGCUCUCUCUCUCUCUCUUGAUUCCGUUUCGAUCUUAAAACAUGUGGUUUAACUCUUCUGGACGUGUUUGCAAGCCACGGCAUAAUGUUCGUGUUCGAAGGCUCGACAGGUUGAGAAGAUUAAGGAAGGAAGCGAGGACAAAGAAGACGGAGGUCGGCGUUAAAACAGAUAUGCGAAUGAAGAACUUGAAACUAUACGUGCAUAAUCAGAUCAUCAUAGAGGAAAACGAGAGGCUGAGAAAGAAAGCCCUUCUCCUUCACCUGGAGAACCAAACACUAUUGGCUCAGCUACGAAAGAAGUUCUCUGCUACCUGCCUACCCAGAAUCAGUUCUCAGAACCAUGAAAAUACCACCUUUAAUAUAUACAUAUAUAUAGAGAAAGAGAGAGGAAGAAUUAGAGGACUAGUUGGUUAAGGAGGGGGUGUUUCUUUAUUUCUUUGUUGUUUAUCUUUGAUUUUGGGGUUUUGAUGGGUAUUUUAUGUGUCAAUGAUGGGGGUAUAACAUGGAGU